CACACAUCUGGAGGAAGUGAUAGGCAGAGCCUUCCCGGGACAGGAGCUCCCACUUCCCAGCGUCCUCGCCCUCUCCGUCCCGCACCGUCAUGCAGCUGCUCCUGCUGUGGGGCUGCCUCGUGCUCCCAGGUUAUGGAGCCCUGGUGGGCCCGAAGGAGAUCAGCGGGUUUGAAGGUGGUACUGCAUCCCUGAAUUGCUCCUAUGGGGAGGAGCUGAAGGAGCACAGAAAAUACUGGUGCAGAAGGGGCGGAAUCCUCAUCUCCCGCUGCUCCGGCACCAUUUAUGCGAGCAAGGACGGCCAGGAGAAGACGGAGGGCAGGGUCUCCAUCCGCGACAGUCCCCCAGAGCUCAGGCUCGCCGUGACCCUGAGGAACCUCACCCUGCAGGACGCGGGGACUUACUGGUGUGGGGUCAGCAAACUGGGCCUUGAUGAGACUCAUCUGGUUUCUCUGCUUGUCUUUCCAGGGCCCUGCUGUCCUCCCUCCCCUACUCCUUCCUUCCGGCCUCUUACUACAACAAGCCUCCAGCUCAAGGCCAAAGCUUGGCAAACUCAACCCCCAGAAUUGACUUCUCCUGGUCUCCACCCACGAGUCACCACAACCAAGCAAGGGAAGACAGGGGCCACGGCCUCUCCGUCCACAGGGCCCUCCCUGUCCGUGCACGUAGGAACCUCCCCGUACACAGGAAGCUCUCCCACAGGGACCCCUCCUGACGCAGCGACCCCUCCUGACACAGCGACCCCUCCUGACGCAGCGACCCCUCCUGAUGCAGCGACCUCUCCUCACUCAGGGAUCAGCUACCCAGCUACACAGCUGCACCCCACUUUGGCAAAGGGCACCGGCCCCAGCAGAAGCAGCUCUGAGCCCAGGGUGUCCAUCCCGAGGAUCCGCAUCCUGGCCCCGGUCCUGGUGCUACUGUCCCUUCUGCUGGCCACGGCCCUGGCCGCUCUUGGCAGCCACGUGCUCCGCAGGAGGAAGGAAGUUCAAAUGGCCGCGGAGACAGCAAGGAAAGAGAAGGUCGACUUCUUGAAGGAGCCCCCAGGAAACAGCUGGGUCCCGGAGUAUGCUGUGGUCAACCUUGUGGGGACCCCAGAACCCACUGCGCCUCAAGUUAGCCCCAAGCCCUCUACCAACCCUUCCACGGAGAUCCAGAGCCCAAGCCAGACCUCGGAGGUAGAAGAGGCCUCUGCCCAGGACCCCGAGGGGGACAGGACCACAGAGCCUCCAGCGGACGUGUCUGGGGAGGAGCCAGGCUUCCCCAGGUUCACCUCCGUGUAGCCCCGCAGCCCUCCGGCCAGGCGGGCCGUGAAGCC
Messenger RNA from Choloepus didactylus (southern two-toed sloth), 1312 nucleotides. It is a transcript of the gene CD300LG, whose product is annotated as CD300 molecule like family member g. Gene Ontology annotation, cellular component: plasma membrane. The transcript is spliced from 8 exons. The record is from RefSeq and is a predicted model, not a curated record. The coding region runs from base 90 to 1277 and encodes 395 amino acids. Lineage: Eukaryota; Metazoa; Chordata; Mammalia; Pilosa; Megalonychidae. Gene Ontology annotation, molecular function: transmembrane signaling receptor activity.